This is a messenger RNA of Bemisia tabaci, 666 nucleotides long. RefSeq lists its product as uncharacterized. Lineage: Eukaryota; Metazoa; Arthropoda; Insecta; Hemiptera; Aleyrodidae. The record is from RefSeq and is a predicted model, not a curated record. Gene Ontology annotation, molecular function: protein binding. Gene Ontology annotation, cellular component: glucosidase II complex. Gene Ontology annotation, biological process: N-glycan processing.
AAACGCCAAACUUACUCCUAAUGUAAACAAACAAAGUGCGAGUCUUCUUUCUUGAGUCUUAUCAAGCAAUGUUUCUGCAUUAUGCCCUCAAAAGAGUGAAACUUAGGAGUAUAUGCAUUGCUGUUUGUUUGAUAAGUUUAUUGUGUGUAUUUUAUCAGUUUAAAGCUUCCCAAUUAAUUGCUCAUGACCACUCAUUUCCAACCAAUUUGCCAAAUGAUUUUCCUUCGAGUGUUUCGUUAAGAGGUGUGCAUCCCAAUUCCCGAAACAAAUACCUACCAGAUAUCCAUGGUGCAUUCACUUGCCUCGAAAGCGGGGAUGUGAUUCCAUUCCACAAAGUAAAUGACGACUACUGUGACUGUAUUCAUGAUGGAAGUGAUGAGCCCGGGACAAACGCUUGUGGAUUGAAUCUUUUCUACUGCCCAGAAUCGGGUAAUAAAGGUAAAUUUAUCGUGGCGAGCAGAGUGAAUGAUGGGAUUUGUGAUUGCUGUGAUGGCUCAGAUGAAUACCUAGGGACAAAGCCUCCUAUGAUCAUAGCAGCCGAUGUUCAAAAGAAGUUAGGCCGUUAUCUAAGUCCCUGUAUUGAUAGAUGUUAGGUAAAUGAGUUUUAUAAAUAUGUUUUCAGAAUUGUUAUUUUAUUUUUUGUGAAAAAAAGUUUUUUAAUCUUUA